Acanthamoeba castellanii str. Neff is the source of this 699-nucleotide messenger RNA. RefSeq names its product enoylCoA hydratase/isomerase. The record is from RefSeq and is a predicted model, not a curated record. The transcript is spliced from 5 exons. The coding region runs from base 1 to 699 and encodes 232 amino acids. Lineage: Eukaryota; Discosea; Longamoebia; Acanthamoebidae.
AUGACGUCGGCACAGAACCAACCGAGCCCGCUGGUGGUUGUAGAGCGAGUGGACGAGGGGCGGGUAGUGGUUGUGGGCCUGAAUCGCCCGCAUGCCCGCAAUGCUGUGGACCGACCAACGGCCGAGGCUCUCACGCGGGCACUGCGCGAGGAGCUCGAGGCCGACCCGAGGGCCAAGGUGGGGGUGCUGCACGGCAUUGGGGGCACUUUCUGCGCUGGUGCCGACCUCAAGGCCAUCAGCCCUGGCGAAAGCGAGGAGGAGGCAGGAGGCGGUGACCAGAGGGAGGGGAGCAGCCGACGCAACCGGCUCCUGCCACACGGAGAUGGACCCAUGGGUCCUACUCGCCUUCUCCUCUCUAAGCCCGUCAUCGCCGCCAUCUCGGGAUACGCGGUGGCUGGUGGACUGGAGCUGGCUUGCUGGUGCGACCUGCGAGUCGUGGAAGAAGACGCCACCUUCGGCGUAUUCUGCAGGCGCUGGGGUGUGCCACUCAUCGACGGGUGUCAGGCAAAGCAGGCCGCCAUUGAGCUCGCGCGGUCCCUGGCGGCCUUCCCGGAGCUGUGUCUGCGCUGCGAUCGGAUGUCGGCCUACGAGCAGUGGGAUCUGAGCCUUGAGGAGGCCUUGCGCAACGAGUUCCGCAAGAGCCUCCCCGCUCUCGAGCGGGAGAUGCGAGCAGGGGCGGCCCGAUUUGCUGCCGGGUAG